AUAAGCGGUCCGAGACUAACUAAGCGGCUGUCUAAAGAACUACUAAUGGGUACUUAGCAGACAGACGCGUCCAUAUUGCUAUCUGCGGCGCCGGCAGCUUCUAUUCGCACCCACACCAAUUGAUAACAAGCUCUCCACGGCCCGCCCACCACCUGCCGCCACCACUCCACUUCGGUUGGAGUCUGUGGUAUGGCUGCAACAUUAUAUGACGUGUGACAAAUACUUUAAUAGCUCCAGCAUCAUAUUUCCUCGACGGCGUGACCUCGAGUUGACCAUGUUCACGGUGUAUUAAGCAUCAUCCAGACCUCAUGAUGGUGGCCACAACAUGAAGGACCAGACCGCGUCAUGUCAUUGAUCUGAGCUACUUACAUAUGAGCUUGAACUAAGUUAUCGGGCUAGAGACCUCCAUUGGAAGACUGGAUGUAGCCCGCGGGCUGGAGCCGCCAAUGCAGGUAGGGAUUCGCCUCGAUGCAGAUAGUAAACACGCAACGGGCGGCCGUGAAUCGGCAGCCCUAGCAACCACCGUCGAUGCCACAGAUGGUCGACCGGCAAACUUACAUGUACCAUGACCGCGUCGGUUCCCGCCUGGACAGUCGGAACGUCGGCGGCCCUUGCUGGGACAUCCCCUCUUCAUCCUCCCGCUUCGUCCCGUGAUGCAGUGACGGCGACGUACUUAAUAGACGACCUCUUCCCGUCCCGAGUGUUACAAUGAACUCGAAGAUCAAAGAGCCACAACGUCAACUAGCAUCUGAGCGCAAGCAACCACCCGCUGGCCUGAACAGUGUCCCGCCGUCGAGACACUUUGUGCUACGCAGGGCGCUCGUCACAAUGGGCCUCCCUGUCCUUCUCCUCUCGGCACUCUUCCUGGCCUUCAACGCGAUCCAUGUCUCCGCGGAUGAUAUCACCGCGUCCGGCGGCCAUGGCAAGCCCAACUUCAUCUUCAUCAUGACGGACGACCAGGACCUGCACCUCAAUUCGCUCGACUACCAGCCGCUGCUCAAGAAGCACUUUACCGACAAGGGCACCCUCUUUAAGAAGCAUUUCUGCACCGUAUCCCUGUGCUGCCCCUCGCGUGUGUCGCUGCUCACUGGCAAGGCUGCGCACAACACCAACGUCACCGAUGUCAGCACUCCUUAUGGCGGCUACAACAAGUUUGUCGCCGAGGGCCUCAAUGACAAGUACCUCCCCGUCUGGCUGCAGGCGGCGGGCUACAACACCUACUACACCGGAAAGCUCAUGAACGGCCACACCAUCCGGACCUACAACAAGCCAGUGGCCAAGGGCUGGACUAGAUCCGACUUCCUCAUCGACCCCAACACGUAUCGCUACUUCAACGCGUCGACAGUCCUCGACAACGGCGAGUUCCAAUUCAACCCAGGCAAGUAUUCCACCGACCUCGUCUCCAAUCGGGCCGUCGAGUUCCUGGGCAACGCCAUCGACGCCAAGAAGCCCUUCUUCCUCGGCGUCACGCCCAUUGGGCCUCACGCGGAGACGGUCCUCGAUGAGGGCGGCGGCGCCAAAUUCCUGGCCCCGAUCCCGGCAGACCGCCACAAGGACCUCUUCCCGCACGCCAAGGUCCCUCGCGGAGGCAAUUUUAACCCCAAUCAGCCCGGCGCCGUCAGCUUCUUCGACAUUCCCAAGCUCACAGACGACCAAGUCAAGUACAACGACAACUUCUACCGCCGGCGCGUGCAAUCCCUACAGGCCGUCGACGAACUGGUCGACAACAUCGUCACCAAGCUCGAGGCUCACCCCGACGUCCUCGCCAACACGUACCUGUUCUACACAUCCGACAACGGCUACCAUAUCAGCAACCACCGCCUGCCCCCGGGCAAGACGUGCAGCAGGGAGGAGGACAUCAACAUCCCCUUCAUCGCGCGCGGGCCCGGCAUCGCCGCCGGCAAGGUCGCCUCGUUCCCGACCUCGCACACGGACCUCGUGCCCACCUUCUUUGAGCUCGCCGGCAUCCCGCUGCACGACGACUUUGACGGCAUCCCGAUCCCGUUGACGCAAAAGAGUCUGCAACACAACAAGGCCAAGCAUGAGCACGUUAAUGUAGAGUUUUGGGGCUCCGGACUGGGUGAGGGCACCGCUUUCCCCAACUUGAGCAACAAAUUUACCCAAAACACGUACAAGACGGUGCGUGUCGUCGGCGGCGAGUACGACUUCUCCUACAGCGUCUGGUGCACCAGCGAGCACGAGCUGUACAACAUCAAGGACGACCCCGCGCAGUUGAAGAACCUGUACGGUGCCAAGGGAAAGACCUCUGGCUUCCCCAUCCCAGAGCUCACGGCCCGCCUCGACGCCCUGCUGCUGACGCUCAAGAGCUGCAAGGGCAAGGCCUGCCGGGAGCCGUGGCAGACGCUCUUCCCCAAGGGCAACGUCAAGAACCUGCGUCAGGCUCUCGACAGGCGCUACGAUCACUUCUUCCUGCACGAGCAGGAAAAGGUCACCUUUUCGCAGUGCCUGGAUGGUUACAUCACGUCGGCUGAGGGCGCGCUGGCGCCCAUCCCGUAUGGCUCCACUGGAGUAGACGAAGCCCUUGAGGCGCGGUGGGAAGACCUGGUAUGAGUGUCACGAAGGGAGCGAGGAGGCGCGGGCGAUUUGAACCACUGUUGCGAUCCAUGAUGAGAUACGAGUUACUAGAUACGAAAAAUGCAUGUAGAUGCCAGCUAUA
Messenger RNA from Purpureocillium takamizusanense, 2677 nucleotides. RefSeq lists its product as uncharacterized. The transcript is spliced from 8 exons. Gene Ontology annotation, molecular function: N-acetylglucosamine-6-sulfatase activity; arylsulfatase activity; glycosaminoglycan binding. Gene Ontology annotation, biological process: phenol-containing compound metabolic process. The record is from RefSeq and is a predicted model, not a curated record. The coding region runs from base 709 to 2571 and encodes 620 amino acids. NCBI's taxonomy places the organism in Eukaryota, Fungi, Ascomycota, Sordariomycetes, Hypocreales, Ophiocordycipitaceae.